Messenger RNA from Aspergillus udagawae, 702 nucleotides. It is a transcript of the gene dprA, whose product is annotated as putative cell surface protein. Bases 1 to 702 code for a protein of 233 amino acids. Lineage: Eukaryota; Fungi; Ascomycota; Eurotiomycetes; Eurotiales; Aspergillaceae. The transcript is spliced from 2 exons. The record is from RefSeq and is a predicted model, not a curated record.
AUGUCCCACAUGAUGCACAAGGUGAAGGAGGCCUUGAGUGGCCACCACCACCAUGGUGAAUCCAAACAAACCAGCACAGCGGACAAUGGUCCCCAUGAGUCCGAGGCUGCCAACAAGGUCGAUCCUCGGGUCGAUAGCGACCGUGACAACCGCGCUCGCACUGAGGCCAUGGGAGGUACUGCUGGUCCUCAUACAUCUGACACUGCCAACAAGCUCGACCCUCGGGUGGACAGUGACAGGGACAACCGUGGUGCCACCACCGGUGGCUACGGCACAGGCCCUACUGACACUACCACCGGCGGCUACGGCACAGGACCUACUGACACUGGCCCUACUGACACUACCGCCGGCAACACUUAUGGCAGUGGAAACCCCACUACUGGCUCCUAUGGUACCAAGAACACGUACGAAAGCACCAGCAACACCCAAGCAUCUAGGAACACUUAUGAAAACACAAGCACCACUGCUGGUCCCCACGACUCCAACAUUGCCAACAAGCUCGAUCCACGCGUCGACAGUGACCGGGAUAACCGUGGUCUGGGUACUGGCACUGGCACUGCACCAGCUGGAAGCAGCUACACUGGUACUGGUGCUGGAACCACGGCUGGCCCUCACAGCUCCAACGUCGCGAACAAGCUCGACCCUCGUGUCGAUUCCGACUUGGACAACCGUGGCACCAUGGGAACUCAGCGUGGUUACUAA